AUGGCGGAUGCGUCGGGUAAUGCGCUGAAGCGCCCUCAUCCUCAGGAUGAAGACAACAACGCCAAAAGAACCCGCUCCAAUAAUGGGUCCCCGGUACCCGGACAAGCAGCGCCUGUGAAGGGAAAGGCUGAUAUUGAAAAGAUGGUGGCGGAGGCCAGGGCAAAGGCAGAAGCUGUGCGCGCUCGUCUACAAGCUGCGCGCGGUGGCGCGACACCAACAGCACCUACACCCGAUUCCUCAAGUCCUACACCGCCGCCGCCAGCGCCCAGUGCUGCGAUGUCGAGAUUGGAACAAAUGAAAGCUCGAGUUGCGGCAGCUACAUCAAGAGCCAGCGCGACCCCUCCACAACGACCCAGUGCGCCCACUCCAUCUUACCAACCUCCAGUCCGCGAUGAUGAUGGCUUUUCCAAGGCUCGAGGUGGUCUAGACGUUGGACUUCACCCGGCACUACUCUCUGACGCUAAACCAGAAUUUCGAAGUGGAAAGGGACGACAAGCCAAGACAACAAAUCAACGCAAUGACAAGGCCCAGCUUGACCUAUCUGGUCCCUCUGUGGAGGAAAUCAAGAACAACCCUUAUUUCGACCCUACUCUUGCUCCUAAGGCAACAGUGGCCAAGCCACGCCAAACCCGCCAACUUAUUUUCAACCAGAAGGGCAAAUAUAUUCAGCAGGCGGCGGCCCUGCGCAGGCAAGCCCAGUUAGAGGCAAUGAAGAAAAGCAUUGCAGCACGAGCGCGACAGGCUGGCCUUGAUGAGGAAAUGGACGUGGAGAAGUCAUACCUUGUUCCUGCUCCACCAGAUCUGGAAUGGUGGGAUGAAGGCUUGGUCAAGGGCAGCGACUACUCUGCAAUUGACGAUCAGCAGAAUAUCAAAGUCGAUACCCCCGACUCAAUCAUUACCCGCUAUGUUCAACAUCCUAUCCUUAUUGAACCCCCACAAGAAAAGCAUAUGCCCGCCCAAAAGCCCAUGUUCCUUACUCCGAAAGAACAAGCCAAAAUUCGUCGACAGCGGCGUAUGGCGGACCUGAAGGAGCAGCAGGCCAAGAUCAGAUUGGGUCUUGAGCCAGCUCCCGCUCCAAAGGUCAAAAAAUCAAACCUCAUGCGAGUUCUAGGCGAACAAGCCGUCAAGGAUCCCACGGCCGUUGAAGCCCGUGUGACCAGAGAGAUCGCAGACCGAAAAGAGCAUCAUGAAGCUGCAAACGAGGAGCGUAAGCUGACCAAAGAGCAACGGCGCGAGAAACUCGCGGCCAAGCAGGAGAAGGAUGUCUCCCUGGGCGUCUUUCAAACUGUCUAUCGAAUCGACAGUCUCGCAAGCGGCAGAAACCGCUUCAAGAUUGGCAAAAACGCAGAGCAAAAUAAUCUCACCGGCAUGUGUGUUAUGCACCCGAAAUUCAAUCUGGUGAUCGUCGAGGGCGGAAAGCACUCCAUCAACAAUUACCGAAAGCUGAUGAUGAACCGUAUCGACUGGACCGAAAACCCAGGCUCGGACCGUAUUGCCGCAGACAGCCCCGAAGCCCAAGUUUCAUGGCUAUCGACAGAGGAUGACAAAGGACAGCCAAGGGAUUUCAGUGAUAACACAUGCACUCUCCUUUGGGAAGGACAGGCUAAGACACGGUCAUUCAAGAGGUGGUUUGGUGCGCGAGUCUGCGAAACGGACUCGGCAGCCAAAGAUGCUCUAUCUCGGGCCAAGAUGGAAAACUUCUGGACAUUGGCAAAGAGUGCCAAGCCUGCCGAAUUCUAG
Molecule: messenger RNA, 1740 nt
Organism: Penicillium canescens
Lineage: Eukaryota; Fungi; Ascomycota; Eurotiomycetes; Eurotiales; Aspergillaceae
Product: U4/U6-U5 snRNP complex subunit PRP3
Exons: 1
Coding region: 1-1740 (579 amino acids)
Biological process (GO): mRNA splicing, via spliceosome
Cellular component (GO): U4/U6 x U5 tri-snRNP complex
Source: RefSeq, a predicted model, not a curated record